AUGGAGGCCAUCUCAAUGAGUGUGUCCAAGGAACAGAAAACACCUUUAGUUGUUCAAGGGACAGAUUGCACACAGAUCAAAGCUCUCUCCCCUCGAGCCACCAGUGGGGUGUAUGUCAUUCAGCCUGCAGGAGUCACAUCCCCCUUUAUGGUGUAUUGUGAGAUGCUGGCGGACGGAGGCUGGACAGUCUUUCAAAUGCGCACUGGGGCAGAGGUUCUUUUCAACAAAACGUGGGCUGAAUACGAACAAGGCUUUGGGAUUUUACAGAAGGACCACUGGCUGGGUCUGAGUAAGGUGUUUGCUCUAACCAAGGGGGGCAGGGGGCGGAGUUCGACUAUGCGGGUCAACCUGUGGGACUUUGAAGGGGGCACUGCCUUCGCUGAGUACCGUGACUUCCGUCUGGGCACGGAGAAGGAGAGCUACAAGCUGAACGUUGGAGCCUACAAGGGCAACGCAGGUGAUGCCAUCCGUGGGAAAUACGCAGGCAUUGACCAGAACGGCUUUGGCUUCAGCACAACUGACAAGGACAAUGACGGCUGCUCACCCUGCAUCUUAUUUGGCGACAUCGCCGUGGACAAGUGCAGCUUCUUGGAUGGAGGAGGGUGGUGGUACAGUCGCUGUGGCUCUGCCAGCCUGAACGGUGACUGGCACCCCGCCGGUGAACACAUCGGCUGGAUCUCUGGCCUCCACUGGGCGACCUGGAAAGGACGUGUCCCGUACUCAACCCGGGCCAGCCGCAUGAUGAUCAAGUCUGUGUGGGAGAAGUUAUUAUAG
Molecule: messenger RNA, 774 nt
Organism: Oncorhynchus gorbuscha (pink salmon)
Lineage: Eukaryota; Metazoa; Chordata; Actinopteri; Salmoniformes; Salmonidae
Product: angiopoietin-4-like
Exons: 6
Coding region: 1-774 (257 amino acids)
Biological process (GO): Tie signaling pathway; angiogenesis
Molecular function (GO): receptor tyrosine kinase binding
Source: RefSeq, a predicted model, not a curated record